This is a messenger RNA of Lampris incognitus (smalleye Pacific opah), 2723 nucleotides long. It is a transcript of the gene sufu, whose product is annotated as suppressor of fused homolog (Drosophila). NCBI's taxonomy places the organism in Eukaryota, Metazoa, Chordata, Actinopteri, Lampriformes, Lampridae. The transcript has 12 exons. Bases 257 to 1672 code for a protein of 471 amino acids. The record is from RefSeq and is a predicted model, not a curated record. Gene Ontology annotation, cellular component: nucleus; cytoplasm. Gene Ontology annotation, molecular function: transcription factor binding.
UCAGGGAUACGGCGACCAAUCGGGAGCCGCGUGGGCGGGCCGUGCAACAGGCUUCGCUUCGGCCCCCGUGGAGCGCAUCAAACGCGAUCGGGUCGGACCGCGGAGGCCGGCGAGAAGUUGUGCGGUUUUAUGCUUUCCUGUUUUUUUUGGGGUAAACAAAUAAAAGGGUUGGUCAUCAAAACGUAAAACAAGAAAGAGUCAAGUUUGCUCUGGUUAGUUUUUAAAAAAAGUAGUCGUCGUUAUUUGAGGCCGCGGUAUGGAUGAGGUACGGCCUACCAGCGGUGCUCAAGCCCAGGGGCUGGCGUCACUCUUCCCCCCCGGACUGCAGGCCAUCUACGGGGAAUGCCGCCGCCUUUACCCGGACCAGGCCAACCCGCUCCAGGUCACCGCUAUCGUGAAGUACUGGUUAGGGGGUCCAGAUCCUUUGGACUACAUCAGUAUGUACAGGAAUGUGGGCUGUCCAGCUCAGGACGUCCAGGAGCAUUGGCACUAUGUCAGCUUUGGACUGAGUGACCUGUAUGGCGACAACAGAGUUCAUGAAUUCACAGGGGCGGAGGGACCCAGUGGUUUUGGCUUUGAGCUGACGUUUAGACUGAAGAGGGAGGUGGGGGAGACUGCGCCACCCACCUGGCCUGCUGAGCUGAUGCAGGGCUUGGCUCGCUAUGUCUUCCAGUCAGAAAACACGUUUUGCAGUGGCGACCAUGUAUCGUGGCACAGUCCGCUGGACAACAGCGAGUCACGCAUCCAACACAUGCUACUAACAGAGGACCCACAGAUGCAACCUGUUCAAACCCCCUUUGGCGCAAUCAGUUUUCUUCAGAUUGUGGGCGUAUGCACAGAGGAGCUCCAGGCGGCCCAGCAGUGGAACGGGCAGGGCAUCUUGGAGUUGCUGCGCGGAGUCCAUGUUGCUGGCGGCCCCUGGCUAAUCACGGACAUGAGAAGAGGGGAGACAAUUUUUGACAUUGAUCCACAUCUACAACAGGAGAGAGUAGACCAGGGCAUUGAGACUGAAGGCUCCAACCUGAGCGGGGUCAGUGCCAAGUGUGUGUGGGACGACCUAAGUCGACCACCAGAGGACGAAGAGGACAGCAGAUCUAUAUGCAUAGGAUCACAGCCACGCAGGCUGUCAGACAAAGACACAGAACAAAUCAGGGAGGCCCUGAGGAAGGGACUAGAGUUCAACAGCAAGGCAGCCCUGCCACCCAUCAGCAGCCAGAAACAGAGCCAUGAGAGACCUCAGAGUCGAAAGGACAGUUUGGAAAGCGAGAGCUCGGCGGCUAUUGUUCCUCAUGAGCUGGUGCGGACACGGCAGUUGGAGAGCGUCCAUCUGAAGUUCAACCAGGAGUCAGGCACUCUGCUGCCCCUCUGCCUGCGGGGUCGACUGCUCCACGGAAGACACUUUACCUACAAGAGUAUCAACGGGGACACGGCGAUUACGUUCGUGUCCACGGGAGUGGAAGGAGCCUUCGCUACGGAGGAGCAUCCAUAUGCAGCCCACGGGCCCUGGCUUCAGAUCUUGUUGACCGAAGAGUUUGUGGAGCAGAUGCUUGGGGAUUUACAGGAGCUCAAUACUCGGGAAGAGACAAAGUUACCGAAGGAGUAUAGCUGGCCCGAGAAGAAGCUGAAGAUCUCUGUCCUACCGGACUCCGUGUUUGAUAACCCGCUGCAGUGAGACCUGUGCCCCUUAAGUACGCCUUUGUCCUAACUAAGAACGCACACACACACACACACACACACACACACACACACACACACACAAACAUAUCUUUACUCCCAUCAAGACCAAGUUGGGUCAUCCCGGGACAACAUGAACCCUGAUCUGUCGAGGGUCUAGGAUCUCGUCUCGCAUUAACGGACAUCGAGACUGCCUCCCCGAGACCAUCCUCAGACUGGACCGUGCCGGUGAAACGAAGAAGGAAGAUUUGGGGAUGGUCCCGACAGAUGAAGUGUUGAGCAGAAGACUGUCGACUCUUCAAUGCCUUGUCAGACAGACCUCGCCGUCUGUCUCUUAGCGUAGUUACCCGAGGUUUGGUCAGUCAACCUCAGACCUGCCUCUCGCAGAACAGUGACCCCGGCGGUACAACCGUUGUUGUUGUUGACUGAAGGUCUCUGGUCCAAGAUAUACCUUGGAAGUCGUCACUAACGGAGCGAAGAGGGGUUGCACUCGUCUAGAAGCAGUAGUCGUAUUUAUUCCGAGGUCCAUUAAAAAGGGCACCUGAAUCUCGUCAGCGGUCUUUUCAAAUUUGUUUUUUUUUUGUUUUGUAUGUGGUAUUUUCAAAUGCUGGACAUUUCUUUCGUGUUUUUGUUGUGGUCAUACCAAAGUUAACCUGUCGUGUUCGCCACUGUGCUGCCUGUGCUGUCUUUCUCCCCGCCACCGUUACUCUGGAACGUUAGACGCUGCGGAAUGGACCUUUAUUCGCAACCCAUCUUUUUGUAAAUGAUAAUCAAAUGAGCACGUUGUUUCUACUGUCCUCACGUGACCUCUUAUCAACAUUACAGACACUCCCCCCCCGUGCAGAGAACCUGAAAUGGCUACUGAGUAGUUUUUUUUUUCUGUAUUGCCGUUGUAUCGCCUCCCAGCAAGAAGGUCCUGGGUUCGAGCCCCGGGGUAGGCCAACCUUGGGGGUCGUCCCGGGUCGUCCUCUGUGUGGAGUUUGCAUGUUCUCCCCGUGUCUGCGUGGGUUUUCUGCGGGGGCUCCGGUUUCCUCCCACAGUCCAAAGAC